Molecule: messenger RNA, 3985 nt
Organism: Sclerotinia trifoliorum
Lineage: Eukaryota; Fungi; Ascomycota; Leotiomycetes; Helotiales; Sclerotiniaceae
Source: the annotation of a GenBank genome assembly
AUGUCCAUAUCAAAGGGCUCUGCUUCUGAUCUCUACCGUCCAUUCCUUUAAAACUAAAUCACAUUUUAUCACUCCUUUCUCAUCUACAAUUUUUACGAAUCAGUUAUUCCAUCCAAUUUCUUCAAUUUCACCCACUAUCUCCGAGACCUCAUCUUUGCAGCCUUCGAAUGUAUGUCGAAAAUCUAUCCAUUCUUGCCAUUGCCAUUGCGAUUACCCUUUAUCAGAUUUUGCGCAUUUAUCCAUGUGGAUGCAUUGAAAGGGUGUACAUGCUAAUUAACUAUCGCAGAUUGGAUUACUGUCGUUGCGUCGCCGGUAUUCCUAUUUUACGAUUUGAAUCGAAUAAUUCUCUCUCUCUCUCGACUCACCAUACACCUCAACUUAUAUUUUGGAACUGCGAGCGGUUUCUUCUUCAAUAACCUUUUAUAUUUUACUUGAACCAUAUGGUAUUCUUCUAGGGAUUUGUCCAAUUGUUGGUUGUUCGACCCGAAUUUAGGCAACAUGGCUACCAUAUCAACAACUGCACAGAAUGAGGUUGGCGCCCCUUCACAACUUCCCACCUUCGUCUUUCCCGCAAGAGCAUCUCUAUCAUCUGCCCCCUCACCAUUUCCCAGAACCUCAGGUCGACGCCCGAUGUCUAUACCUACAGAAUUGCCAAGUUUCUCCUUUAAUCAAUCAACGACAUCGUCCGCAAGCCCUGCAAUUUCUCCGCCAGUCUCUCCAUGUUUCGCAAAUUUCGAUUUAUCCAACUCUCCUAGAGCGGCUGUACAUCGCAGAGGUACGAGUGAAUUCAUAGGUGGAGAUGGAAAGGUGGGCUCGAGCGCAGGAUUGAUGAGUACCAGUCCAACUCAAGGAGACAACGUUUUACCUCCGCCUAAUCCAGGAAGACGUGGGCAUGCACACCGACGUUCCGCUGCUGUGUCAGCGCAUGAUAUCAAAAUGAUUCUGAAUCAUAAUGCUCCAAAUACACCGUCAAUCCCGCGAGGAGGAUCCGCCCCAACAUCUCCAUCCAGUCAUGAGAAUCAACAAGCUGCACCCGGGCCAGCUAAACCUGCCAGCAGUGAUGACGCUUCUGCUGUCAAAAUACUCAAUCGUGCCCGCGUCGGCUUCUCAGCAAAUGUGGAAUUCAUUCCUAGGCCGGUGAGCGUAGUUUCUAGUGAUACAUCUAGCACAGUCACAAUGCGACCAACUCAUUCAGUAUCAAAUUCUCUGAGCUCGGUGGUGUCUGGGGGAACCGUGACUCCUCCGGCCACUCUCGCUCCUCCAAAUAAGAACCUUCUCGCCCUGCCAUCGCCCAAUAUUCGAGGGGCAGAUUCACGGCCUAGAACCGCAAACGCCAUUUUGGACCCAAUUAAGGACACAGCUCAGCCAGCAGAGACCUCUGCAUCUCAGGGACGACGUGGAUCCAUGCCUUUACUCAAUGAUAUUCAGGCUAUUGCCCCUCCAAGCCCUAGGAAAAAGUGGACGUUUUUCGGACACGAGCCAGCAUCUGGCAACUCUUCACCAAGCCGAUCGCGUCCUGUCAGCUCAACAUCCAUCGAUAAAGCACCAGACACUAGUGUAUCUGUUUCCUCGCGUUCAAGUCCCAAAGUUGACAUCGCAGACAUUUACCAGAUGCCGUCCAUCGAACCUUCAUGCUCCCGUAGGUCUUCGAUAUCAAGAAAAUCUGGCAAGAAGCAAAAGAAGGUCAAAUCUUGGGCAGGAUCGAUACUAUCGAGGAAGUCUCGUAGUCGUGGUCAGAAAAAGAAGGGAAGUCGUCGUUCCGCAACACCUCCUACGCGUCCUUAUUCGGCAAUGAGUGAUUCCGCAGCACUUGAUAUUCAACCUCUACCUGUUCAUGCUGAAGAAUCUCCUGCUCCCGAGCAGCAAGAUUUUGCAUCAUGGAAGCCAAGGCAAACUUACCCAUGUGAUGAUGAUGCUAUGAGUCCUAUCAUUGACCUAGAUGCCGCUCUUGGUCCUUUCAACACCCCUUCCUCCUACGGUGCUGAAUGGGAAUCACCGCAAAAGACAUCUUCUAAGAGACGAAUGCAUAGUGCAGCAGGCAUGGGUGGGUUCAUAGGACCGGGUAUGCAUUAUCAUCGACGAACCGAGAGUGCCCCCGAAAUGGUUCCAUUCGAAAAUAGAUUCGGUAUACACCGUCUUGGUAGCAGCUCCACUAUGGCUGACGUAUUUGAAGAAGAUGAGGAAGACGAUGAAUGGGAGGAUACGAAGGCUUCCUCAGACAAAGAUUCUUUGGCCAGAACCGAAGAUGAUGACCAAAACGCCCUCGGUAUCGACAUCACGGUUGUGGAGAUGGAAGCGUCCAAUAGCGAUAAGAUUAUGGAUUGGUCCAUUGACGAGUCACGAGGUAUAAGGCGAAAUGGUAGUGGUCCUAGUGAAAGUGAGCGUAAGAACAGUAGUGCGAGUCUGAAAUCCGACCACUCCAAUACGUCCUGGAAGGAUGAAUCAAACAUGGAAGAAGAAUAUAUCAGUCCAAUUGAGAUUGCAGAUGACUCCAUUCCGCCUAGACCAGAUUCUGGCGCACAGUCCUCCGAAUCUACCGCCACUCCACCUUUCCGCCCACGACCUGCCAAAGAUCUUGCACCUGUCGAGAUCAAUCCUUUCUCUCUACAGCCUGCAUAUCUUAUACCAAAUAGUCCUCAUUCUACCAGUCACUCCUCAUUCCCGUCUCCCAGAUCGCCAUUCUCGUACGAUACACAGCGCAUAUCCACAGCUCCAUCCUCCAUUGCAGAUGAAAAUGCCUUCCACUCGUUACUACUUGGCGAGCCCGGACCAGAAUUGAGAAUGUCCGUAGAUGAUGUUCCAUCGCUGACAAGUAGCAAUUCCACCAUGACAAGAGAAAGUGGUGCAAAUCCCUGUUACAUCUUCCGAGACGGCCAACGUUCGGUCUCUGUUUCUUCUGCUAGUGGCCCAACUCGAAAACGCUCUAGUAUGGCUUCCUUGUCCCGCUUGAUAAGCACUUCUCAUGGCGAAAGAAGUAAACUGUCUAUUGAAUCUCGUGUCCCUAGCAGUUCCGACAUGGAGAAGAAGAAUAAAGGAAGCAAGAGCAAACGAAUCAGUCGCAUGAUUCAGUUCUGGAAGCCCAAGGAGACAAAAGAAUCUACUUGAUCGUUAUUUGUGCUUUGCCAUUUAACUCUUGCCGAGCCUCACCCAUCUCUACUAUACACAAUUCUACAUAUCUCACGGUGAUCGGAUUCAACUUUAUGACGCGAACUUGGUACAUAUGACCGGAAUGACAAUCUAUCCUCAUUUCAAUGCACAUCAUUGAACAUUGACGGGUUUAAUGUUUAUCAUUCCACAUCUCACGGCCAAUCAAUAUCAGAUUGGUCUCCUUUUUUCAAGCUUCUUUGGUUUAUACCUUGGCAAGGCACUUUGCACUUUUGAGCGAGAUUUCGGCGUUCUUCAGAUUUGAACAGGCGCGAUACAGAAGAAUAACUUUACUACACUACUGCAUAUGCAUCAAAUUUCUCUCCGGGAUUGGAAAGACUCUUGCAUUUAGGACAAGAUGUACGGGUGGCUAGUUUCGAAACGUUCUCUUAUUUUAAUGAUAAAGCUCAGUGUAUGGGGUGGCAUGAAGAUGAUUUAGUGUUUGCUUUGGAUUUUGCUUCAUCUGCUUUGGCCCCCGGGCGUUCGGGAAAAAAGAGUAAACUUUCAUUUCGACCACGGAAAUUCACAAAUAGGAAUUUUAAAGGGAGGAGUGGUUACAUCUGCUGUUGAGGGGCGCAAAUAUCUAUCUCAAACAGGAAACAUAUUUCUCAUCAUGAGAGAUAGAGUGGAAUGAUGGGAUUGAAGAAAGGGUGGCAUGUCUGUAACCAAUAGACUGCGUGAGCGCUCUCAUACUUAAGUAUGGUUGAUGCGAUUAACAUAAUGAAUAUACUGAAAUUAGAAAUAUACAUUCCUUUGUCAAAGUGCAAAAGAUAUAUAAAUGUGUGGUACUUGGAAGUGAUUUUGUGAUUUCUUGAUAUUCAAUGGUAUAGCUAAUUGUCCA